UUCGGUUAACACCAGAGCUACAACAUGCCUGAAACUGCAGUCAAAGCGGCCAAGAAGGGCUCAAAGAAAGGCGCCACAAAGAACGUCAGCAAGAGCGGCAGUAAGAAGAGGAGGACCAAGAGGAGGGAGAGCUACGCCAUCUACGUGUACAAGGUGCUGAAGCAGGUCCACCCCGACACCGGCAUCUCCUCCAAGGCCAUGGGCAUCAUGAACUCGUUUGUCAGCGACAUCUUUGAGCGCAUCGCCGGUGAGGCCUCCCGUCUGGCUCACUACAACAAGCGCUCCACCAUCACUUCCAGGGAGAUCCAGACCGCCGUCCGCCUGCUGCUGCCCGGUGAGCUGGCCAAGCACGCCGUGUCUGAGGGCACCAAGGCCGUCACCAAGUACACCAGCUCCAAGUAGACACUGCUGCUGCCUCCACUACUCAACCAACGGCUCUUUUAAGAGCCACCCACUAUAUCUUUAAGAGCAAAGUUGGCUGAUUACUACUUCAAAUUAUUCAUCCACUGUUGCUUGUGCUGCCAAAGCCUUUUGUUUGCACUUCACUGUGGCUGAUGACAGAAAUCACUAAGAAGAAGAAGAAGAGUAAGCUGACACAUGUCGACUUGUGAUUUGGCAUCAAAAACUUGAAGAAAGUGCUGGUUUAAUCUUUACAGUAUCUGAGCACAAGGCAGAAAUAUAAACUUUACCUGGAUUGCAUCAUGUGCAGUAUUGAGCAACAUCAACACAACUUAACCUGGACACACGGAGUAUCAUU
Epinephelus lanceolatus (giant grouper) is the source of this 757-nucleotide messenger RNA. RefSeq names its product histone H2B 1/2-like. Gene Ontology annotation, molecular function: structural constituent of chromatin; DNA binding; protein heterodimerization activity. Gene Ontology annotation, cellular component: nucleosome. Lineage: Eukaryota; Metazoa; Chordata; Actinopteri; Perciformes; Serranidae. The record is from RefSeq and is a predicted model, not a curated record.